Messenger RNA from Talaromyces atroroseus, 1068 nucleotides. RefSeq lists its product as hypothetical. Gene Ontology annotation, cellular component: mitochondrion. The transcript is spliced from 2 exons. Gene Ontology annotation, molecular function: GTPase activity; GTP binding. NCBI's taxonomy places the organism in Eukaryota, Fungi, Ascomycota, Eurotiomycetes, Eurotiales, Trichocomaceae. The record is from RefSeq and is a predicted model, not a curated record. Bases 1 to 1068 code for a protein of 355 amino acids.
AUGACCAUCAAAUUCAUACCGCGCAGCGUCUUCCCCCACUAUGACUCGAUUCCGCGGUCCUACUUCUUGGGCCACCACAGAGCUGGCCUGGAAAAAAUGAAAAGCAUGUUGUCUCGAAUAGACUAUGUCAUUGAAUGUCGAGACUUUCGGGUUCCCGUUACUUCGAUCAAUCCCAUGUUUGAGGAAGCUCUGGGUGACAAACAACGCCUUAUUGUGUAUACAAAGAGAGACCUGGGAGGGGGUGCUGAUGCUGUGACACGAAAGAACAAAGAAUUAAUACGCAAGUUGGAUCAUAAGACAUCCGCCUUCUUCACGACUUCUACCUCCGCAGAGUCCGUCAGUCCUAUAUUAAGACAUUUGAAAACAGACAAAUCUGCCUCCCAUCGAGUAGCAGCUUGUCGAGUGAUGGUUGUUGGAAUGCCGAACAUUGGGAAAUCUUCUUUAAUCAACACCUUGAGAAAUCAAGGUGUUCACAAAGCCAAAGCGCUGCGGACGGGCGAACACCCUGGCGUGACACGCAAGAUCGGUACCCCGAUUAAGAUAAUCGAAAGAGCCGACGAAUCCUCUGUUUAUGUUCUCGACACACCUGGGGUGUUUGUACCUUAUAUGCCUGAUGCAGAAAGGAUGCUGAAGCUGGCUCUUUGCGGCUGCGUCAAGGACACAAUCAUUCCACCUGUCACGUUGGCAGAUUGUCUCCUAUACUUUAUCAACUUACAUGACCCACACAUAUAUGAGAAGUGGUCCGAGCCGACAAACGAGGUCAUGCCACUUCUUACUCGCUUUGCUCACCAAGUAGGAUUGCUCAAGAAAGGUGCCAUACCUAAUAUUGAACAAGCUGCCAUCAACUUUGUCCAAAAAUGGCGGUCGGGCGACCUAGGAAAAUUCAUUCUUGAUGACUUACAAGCAGAAUUGAGGACACUGAGAGAUGAGGGCGCAAGGAUUGUCGGUCCUAGUCCAACACAGAUGCGAAAAACGAUCGCUCGUGAACGAUUGAAUAAGCAGAAAGGUCGACUACAAGCGUCCGAGGACGCUGAAUUGCGGACCAUUUCAAGCUCGGAGCGAAGAUAG